GCAUCCUUCCGAACGGCGAAAUGUAGGGCUGCGAUGCGGAGACACUGUAGUGUACUAGCAAGUCUCAAAAUGGCGCCAUGCUCCUUCUUCUCCUUCUGUCUACACACGAUUCAGCAUGAUCCUAAAGCUCUCCCUCUGGACUGCAGCAGUUGCAGCAACAACAUCAUGUUCUUCUCCCGGCCAAUCUCAUGAUGAGCUUCAUAAUGAUCUUACAGAGGCUUUUGCAAGCAGACAAUACUUCUACAUCGGAGGACAAUAUAUCAAUUAUACCUUACCAACAUCGAACACCACAAGCCGCUACAUGGUCGGCCAGAUCUAUGUCGAACACCUUAUCCCUCCCAAAACCACCAAGUCCAACCCAGUCGUAUUGAUACACGGCAAUGCUCAGUCAGGCACAAACUUUCUGAAUACCCCAGACGGGCGUGAAGGCUGGGCAUCGCAUCUGCUCCGCACAGGCUAUGAGGUCUACAUCACAGACCAAGCAGCUCGAGGAAGGUCACCAUACCUACCUGGCCAUGAUGGGGACUUGACGGCCUUUUCCACACAGCAAAUCGAAUCGCAAUUCACCGCACCAGAGAAGCGAGAUCCACUUCCUUAUCCUCAAGCAGCAGGGCAUACUCAAUGGCCGGGCGAAGGCACAGUUGGCGACCCCAUUUUUGACGACUUCUACGCGUCUCAGGUCCCAGCUCUGAUCAACGGCACUAUCCAGGCAUCCUACAACAAUGCUUCAUACACUGCGCUCCUCCAAAGGAUAGGAAGGCCUAGCUUCGUCUUUACACACUCUCAAUCAGGCCCUUGGGGAUUCCAGCUCGCAGAUACCGUUCCUCAUCUUGUCCAAGGUCUCGUGAGCAUGGAGCCGCAAGGACCUCCUUUCCAGAAUUGGAUAGGUUCACCAUUUGCACAAGGCUACACUACUACUGGUGGUGCCCGGCGUUAUGGCCUCACUAAUCUACCACUACAUUAUGAUCCACCGCUUGAGGAUGACGAUGCAAGUCUCUUGCGGACAGAGGUCGUGCCUGCAAGGAACUCGAACUCUUCAGACUGUACAAGACAAGCCGAGCCGGCGAGACAGCUGGCUCAUCUGUCACACGUGGCACAUCUAGUCUUAACUGGUGAGGCGAGCUAUCAUGACGUGUAUGAUUACUGUACAGUAAAUUACAUGAGGCAGGCAGGAUUGGAAGUAGAUUUUGUCUCCCUCGGCGACGUAGGAAUCCACGGCAACGGACAUUUCCUGUUCUUGGAAAAGAACAGCCUUGAGAUUUUGGAGAAUGUGGUGUUGCCAUGGCUUGAGGCACAGACCAAGUUAUAGCCUCGUCUCAAAGACAUUGAAUGCGAAUCUCGAAUAUUCUUUUCUCGUAGUGCUUGCGUAUCAGCGACCUGCCGUAGUCGGUGCGCUUCUCCCUCCAUAUCGCCUCGCGUGCUCGCCGUAGCCACAUUGCAGCUCAUGAGAGUAUCCGUAUCUCGUUCCGCUCACGGAGAUUUCCAGCCUUUUGCCCACAUUCGGACGUGCAGCUGGCUUUUGGUCAAACUGUGUAAGCGCAUGCGGUUCAUGGUUCUGUGUCAUGUCUGCACGC
Messenger RNA from Cercospora beticola, 1574 nucleotides. Its product is annotated as alpha/beta hydrolase. The record is from RefSeq and is a predicted model, not a curated record. NCBI's taxonomy places the organism in Eukaryota, Fungi, Ascomycota, Dothideomycetes, Mycosphaerellales, Mycosphaerellaceae.